This is a messenger RNA of Spinacia oleracea (spinach), 4292 nucleotides long. Its product is annotated as ABC transporter B family member 21. The record is from RefSeq and is a predicted model, not a curated record. Gene Ontology annotation, biological process: oligopeptide export from mitochondrion. NCBI's taxonomy places the organism in Eukaryota, Viridiplantae, Streptophyta, Magnoliopsida, Caryophyllales, Amaranthaceae. Gene Ontology annotation, molecular function: ATP binding; ABC-type oligopeptide transporter activity; ATP hydrolysis activity. The transcript is spliced from 13 exons. The coding region runs from base 306 to 4103 and encodes 1265 amino acids. Gene Ontology annotation, cellular component: mitochondrial inner membrane.
UGAAGUAUAUAUAAGGGUAUCUACCUUCUUUUUUUCAAAAUUUAAAACAAAAUCAAAGAUUCAGAGUAGUACAUAUUUGGGUUGAAAGCCAAUUAUUGUACUCAUUAAACAAAACUAAUACAGAUUUCCCACACUAAUCACUGUUAAGAUUUGAGAGUUUUUCAUUUAACUUCCAAUUUCAAGGUCGUUUACAUUUCACAUACUUGGAAGCUUCAAGUUAAAACUGGGGAAAACAGCAAGGAUUUGUUUCUAUUUUGGGGUGACAAAGUGGUGGUUUCCAAACCAAGUUGGUUUAGAUUGGUGAAAUGGGCAAGGUUAAUGGAGUUGAAGAGGCAACAACUUCCAACUCCAGUGUUGUGGAACCAAGUCAACAGGAAACUAAGAAUCAGGAGAAUGAAACUAUUCAUAAAGUCCCAUUCCACAAGCUAUUUUCAUUUGCAGAUUCUACUGAUAAGGCAUUGAUGAUCAUUGGCACAAUUGGUGCAAUAGGAAAUGGUGCAUGUAUGCCUCUAAUGACCAUAGUUUUCGGUGAUGUGGUUGACGCCUUUGGCGAGAAUCAAGACCCUCAACACACCCUUCAUGUUGUAUCUAAGGUGUGUCUGAAGUUUAUCUACUUGGCCAUAGGUGUAGCAAUCGCUGCAUUUCUUCAGGUGACUUGCUGGAUGGUCACAGGAGAAAGACAGGCUGCAAGAAUUAGGAGCUUGUACCUAAAAACUAUUCUCAGACAAGAUGUUGCAUUCUUUGACAAAGAAACAAAUACUGGAGAGGUUGUUGGAAGGAUGUCCGGCGAUACUGUUCUCAUACAAGAUGCUAUAGGGGAGAAGGUUGGCAAGUUUGUGCAGAUGAUAGCAACAUUCAUCACAGGUUUUGUGAUUGCAUUCAUCAAAGGGUGGCUUCUCACUCUUGUCAUGAUGUCCUCGAUACCCCUUCUCGCAAUUGCUGGUGCAGUCAUGACCAUUGUUAUAUCAAAGAUGGCAACAAGAGGCCAAAGUGCUUAUGCAAAGGCGGCAAUUGUCGUAGAACAGACUAUAGGUUCAAUAAGAACAGUGGCAUCGUUUACAGGAGAGAAACAAGCCAUUGCAAACUACAAGAAAGCUAUUGCAAGCGCUUACAAGUCAGGUGUACUUGAAGGAGUGGCUUCAGGGUCGGGGAUGGGGGCAUUAACAACUGUUAUCUUCUGCAGUUAUUCUUUAGCUAUAUGGUUUGGCUCAAGGAUGAUUCUUGAAAAGAAUUACACAGGGGGUACUGUCCUUAUUGUCCUUAUUUCUGUCGUCGUUGGAUCUAUGUCAUUGGGGCAAGCAUCUCCCUCUAUGAGCGCAUUUGCUGCAGGCCAAGCAGCAGCGUAUAAGAUGUUCGAGACUAUCAAUCGAAAAUCAGAAAUCGAUCCCUACAACAUGACUGGAAAAACAAUCGAUGAAAUUCACGGAGAUAUUGAGUUAAAGGAUGUCUGUUUCAGUUAUCCUAGCAGACCUGAUGAACCAAUUUUCAGUGGAUUUUGUCUUUCCAUUUCAAGUGGCACAACUGUUGCAUUAGUUGGACAAAGUGGUAGUGGAAAAUCAACAGUAAUUAGCCUUUUAGAGAGGUUUUAUGAUCCACAAGGUGGAGAGGUUCUAAUUGAUGGAAUUAAUCUGAAAGAAUUUCAGCUGAGAUGGAUCAGACAAAAAAUUGCCUUAGUUAGUCAAGAGCCUGUGUUAUUCGCGUCCUCAAUUAAAGAUAAUAUUGCAUAUGGGAAGGAUGAUGCUACAAUUGAAGAGAUUAGAGCUGCAAUUGAGUUGGCAAAUGCUGCUAAGUUCAUUGAUAAAUUGCCUCAGGGGCUAGAUACUUUGGUUGGUGAGCAUGGAGGCCAGCUCUCCGGAGGACAAAAGCAGAGAGUGGCCAUAGCAAGGGCCAUUUUAAAAGAUCCACGGAUUUUACUUUUGGAUGAAGCUACAAGUGCACUUGAUGCAGAAUCUGAGAAGAUUGUGCAAGAAGCUUUAGACCGGAUAAUGGUAAACCGAACAACUGUUGUUGUUGCUCAUCGCUUGAGUACUAUCAGAAAUGCUAAUAUGAUAGCAGUUAUUCAUCAAGGAAAGGUGGUUGAGAAAGGUCCGCACUCUGAACUAUUGAAAGAUCCCGAGGGAGCAUACUCUCAACUUAUCCGUCUGCAAGAAACAAGAAACGAGUCUGAACAAGUUGAGGAUAUUGGAGAGAUGUCAAGACGACACUCCAGUCAAAGAAACUCAUCAUCAUUAAGAUCAUUAAGUCAUGGAUCCUCUGGUAGAGUGAGUAGUAGCCGUCACUCUUUCUCAGCUCCAGAACUCGUGGAAGAAGGUACUGAUUUGUCAUCAUCUUCUAAGGAAAAACCAAAUGAAGUUUCAAUUUGGCGCGUUGCUUCUCUCAACAAACCUGAAAUCCCAGCACUUAUUCUCGGAGCUAUAGCAGCGUGUGCUAAUGGCCUCAUCUUUCCAAUCGUCAGUAUAAUCCUUUCAAGCGCGAUCAGAAUGUUUUACGAACCACCUGAUAAACUGAGAAAAGAUUCAAAGUUCUGGUCUCUUAUGUUUCUACUGGUGGGUGUAGCAUCACUUGUGACUCAACCUCUUCAGUUCUUGUUCUUUGGAGUGGCUGGUCAUAGGUUAAUACAACGUAUAAGGACUAUGUGUUUUGAGAGAGCGGUCCACAUGGAAGUUGGAUGGUUUGAUGAGGCUGAUCAUUCGAGUGGUGCAAUUGGUGCAAGGUUGUCUGCUGAUGCGGCAAUUAUGCGUGCUUUAGUUGGAGAUACACUUGGAUUGACUGUUCAGAAUAUUGCUACUGCAGUUGCUGGUUUAGUGAUUGCUUUCACCGCGAACUGGAUUUUGGCGUUCAUUAUUCUUGCUCUGAUACCCUUUAUUGGCCUUAAUGGUUAUGUCCAAGUCAAGUUUUUGAAGGGAUUCACUGCAGAUGCUAAGAAGAAGUACGAAGAGGCGAGCCAAGUUGCUAAUGACGCAGUUGCUAGUAUAAGAACGGUUGCUUCUUUCUGUGCCGAGGAGAAGGUAAUGCAACUAUAUGAAAAGAAAUGUGAAGCACCAAUUGAAGCAGGUGUGAAACAAGGAGUGGUUAGUGGGGUGGGUUUUGGUGUGUCCUUUUCUCUUCUCUUUCUUGUCUAUGCCGGUAGUUUCUAUGCCGGAGCUCAGCUCGUUGCCCAUGGGAAGACAACAUUUUUCGAGGUUUUCAAGGUAUUCUUCGCGUUGGCAUUCUCUGCAAUAGGAAUAUCACAAUCAAGCUCCUUUGCAACUGAUAGUAGUAAAGCCAAGAGUGCGGCUGCAUCUGUAUUUGCAAUCCUUGAUCGUAAAUCUAAGAUUGACUCAAGCGAUGAAUCUGGGAUGAUCUUGGAUGAUGUCAAGGGUGAACUUGUUCUUCAACAUGUUAGCUUUUUGUAUCCUAGUAGACCUGAUACUCAGAUUUUCCGAGACCUGUCCUUGACUAUCCACUCUGGCAAGACUAUUGCUCUUGUUGGAGAAAGUGGGUGCGGAAAAUCAACUGUCAUAGCCCUCUUACAGAGGUUCUAUGAUCCAAAAUCUGGUUGUAUCACACUGGAUGGGAUUGAAAUUCAGAAAUUCCAACUGAAGUGGCUAAGACAACAAAUGGGACUUGUAAGCCAAGAGCCUGUUCUUUUCAAUGACACAAUACGUGCCAAUAUUGCGUAUGGAAAGGGCGGCAAUGCUACUGAAGCAGAAAUCACCAAUGCUGCAGAGCUAGCAAAUGCUCACAAGUUCAUCAGUAGCUUACAACAUGGGUACGAUACAGUGGUAGGAGAACGAGGAGUUCAGUUAUCAGGAGGGCAAAAACAAAGGGUUGCCAUAGCCAGGGCCAUAGUAAAGAAUCCAAGAAUACUUCUAUUAGACGAGGCAACAAGCGCGCUAGAUGCAGAAUCAGAAAGAGUUGUGCAAGAUGCAUUAGAUCAAGUCAUGGUAAAUCGGACAACAGUCGUUGUUGCUCAUAGAUUAUCUACCAUCAAACACGCCGAUGUUAUUGCUGUUGUAAAGAAAGGUGUUAUUGCAGAGAAAGGGAAGCAUGAAACUCUAAUUCGUAUCAAAGAUGGUGUUUAUGCUUCUUUGGUUGCUCUUCACAUGAGUUCUUCCUCUUAACCUUGCCACAAAAUUUUGUUCUUGUUUUUUUGAGAGUUAUCUAUUUUUAGUCAACCUAUAUUUUGUAGUAGAACUGUUUUGUGAGAUAGUUAAAUUUGUUUACAUUUUCCAAGUUCUCUUAGGAGGAAUUCGGGGAGAUUUGUGAAUAUUUAUUAUUUUAUUUAACAUAUCAAAUUCUUUUUGUCUUCA